Molecule: messenger RNA, 679 nt
Organism: Scylla paramamosain (green mud crab)
Lineage: Eukaryota; Metazoa; Arthropoda; Malacostraca; Decapoda; Portunidae
Exons: 6
Coding region: 1-501 (166 amino acids)
Source: RefSeq, a predicted model, not a curated record
AUGCCACAUGAAGAGCUGCAGGUCCUUGAUACACAUGAUUCAAGCCUGACACUUGAGGAAUAUUACUUUGUAAGUAAUGGAGGAUGGGGAGCUUCAGCAAGGAUCCUGCCAUACUCCUGCUAUGAGCUCGGCCACUGCUGGAAACACUCGUGCUCCUCAGCCUCCUUUGAAAUCUGUAUCAUUGGGUUCAUUGAAAGCAUCAAAAUCUAUGGUGUGGUGUACUUGCUAACCAGUCUUGUGAAUGCUCGGAAAAUAAGUAUGAAGUAUGGAAAAAAAGCUCUUGAAGAACUACUUAACAUCAGUUUGUUUCCUGACAGUCAAUGCUUUUGGGUACAUUGGCUCCUACUGUGUUGUCAGGUCAUCACAGGAAUCAAAUGCAGCAUCAGUAUGGCUCACCAAACACUUCCCCUCACACUGGUGGUGUUGACCUGCCUUGUGAACACCUGCCCUCCUGUGUUCCUGCCCUUAAUAGCCCUCCAGGUGACAUCAGAAUGUGGAUGAGGGGACAAGAGAGCCAGUGUUCCAAGUACCACCACCAUCACCACUGCCACCACCACCACCACCACCAUCAGGAGCACAGAUUCACUGAAGUCUCUACCAAGAUUUCUUUGAGUUUUUUGAUAAAUUUAACUUCCAGGAGAGAGAGAGAUGCUGAUUGUUAAAGGCAGUGGUGUGAAGC